AUGGUGGUAUUUCGGCCGUUGUUCAAAGGUUUGCGAUUCCACUCAAUAUUGUCGAUGUCGUUGUCAAGUCUGUGGUCGGUUUCAUUUCUUUAUUUUCUUUUCUUGAUGUUUAGGUCCAAACCCUUUGACUGGUCCCACUCUUUCCCGUUGUAUUGCACUUUUUAUUUUUUCUCUGUCAAGUGUAAUAUAAUUUUAAAAUUUUCUCAAGCUUUUUGCAUUUACGAAGUGAUUAACAUUCCCGGAACGACCCUUGCUGCCUUAUUUUGCUUUCACAUGUCUUUUUACUCAGUUUCCUUCCUUCCUGGAUUAAGUUUUGGCCUAAAAUAAUGUUUAUCCAUAAAAUACCCGGAAAGUUUCACAAAAAACAAGAUGAAUUAAGGUCCGGAUUAGCUGCAGACGCCGGUUUGAAGGUCCGGUUGCAGUACGAAACCGUCUAUUCAAAUCAAUCGGGGAAAUGAAGCUUUACGGCCUGGAUUUGACGCAAAUCGCCCGUAAACAGGCGGAUUAAGCUGGAUAAGCGGAUUUGUUCGUCUCGAUGUCGUCCAUAAAGCCAUGGGCAUUUCAGAUACAAAGAUUUGUAAAAAUUGGGGCCUUUACAUUUCUUGGAAUUACUUUUUUCCUCGAAACUGGAAUUUUUUCUAACUUUUUGCUUAAGAAUCAAGUGUAAUAUAAAAUCUUUACCACGAAACGAUUCUAGGAAUCGUAUUUUGCUCGAAGACAAAUAUUGUGUUGUUUAAAGUGGGAUUUGCAAAAGAAAAUUUAGUUUUUUGUCUGUGGAUUUGUUUUUCGGCCAAAAAAAGUGUCAGAUGGAAUGCGGCGGGCCCAAAAAAUUGUCUCUAAUCCUUGUUAUGGGUUUGACGAGCGGUGGAGAGUUCUUUUUAGGAGAUUGUUCGAGUUUUUUUUGGGUAAAAUUUGAUUUUCACGGCAAAAAUAGGAUUUUUUAAAAUCUUCGGGGUAAAAUACGGGUUACUUUUUAGUUUUUGGAUUUUCAAGAGCCUUUUAUGAUCGUAGCAGAUAAUUUUAAGAUUGUUAUCUCUUAAACUUUUCAACUUUCCUCUUAUUAUUUAGCCUUUUUCCUAAAUUUAGCAGAAAAUUAUCAAAAAUGGGCAAAAACCCGCAAAUUGGCAUUCAAAUUAAAGGUGGAAAAGUAAUAUAACUAAUACGCAAUUCCGAAAGGACACUGGUAAUUGCAUGAGAACGUCUUUUCAUGAUUAUAUACCCCAAAAAAAGGCAAAUGUUUCCGCUCUCUCGAGGGAUUUUUGGUUUAAUUUUUUGAGGAAAAAAGGAAAAAAUUUUUGGGUGAACUGGGUUGGAAAUGGAUACAAGGUUUUGGUGAAAGCGAUUCUACAGCGAUUUCUACCGAUUUUUAUCAGAAAAAAGGUCAAUUUUUUGAAAGAACGGACGUUAGGGCAGUUAAAUUGACCUUUUUUCUGAUAAAAAUCGGUAGAAUUGGCUGUAAAAUCGGUUUCGCCAAAACCUUGUAUCCAUUUCCAACCCAUUUCAUCCAAAUAUUUUCCUUUUUUCCUCAAAAAAUUAAACCAAAAAUCCCUCGAGAGAGCGGAAACGUUUGCCUUUUCUUGGGGUAUAUAAUCAUGAAAAGACGUUCGCGGUUGGAAAUGGAUGAAAACCUUACAUCCGUUUCCAACCGGUCUGAUUCAAAUUUUCUGUUUUUUCUCAGUUUUUGGGGAAAAGUUACUUUUCCGAUUUUGGAGGUCAUUUAUGCCUUCGAUUAGGGGUUUAAAUUGACCUAGAAUGACCUUUUUAGUUUUAUGAGAUAGUCAUCUAAGCCUCCGAUAUUCGAGUUCAUCUGGGUUAAAAUCUAAAACGAGAUUUUACGGCGAAAAUUCGCAAUUAGGACGAAUUUAUCCUAUUUUUGGACGAAAAUUUGACUUUUUAUAGCGAAAACUCUCUAUAACGGACAAAUUGGUGACUCUCAUAUGGAUGGCUAUGCCAAGGGCUCUCUGUUACAACCAAAAAAUCUAAAAAUUAACCUGUUUCCCCCGAAAAAACCCCCAUUUUCUCAAAAUUUCCCCAAAACUGGGUCCAUUUUUCUUAUCGAUAAUUUCUCAGCACCUCGCGAACCUCCUUUUGUUGUGUUUCAUCCUCCAAAUCACCGCAAACGCACGUCUCCCACCCCAAAAUGGUGUUUUCAGCCACUCUCGCCGCCGGAUUCGUGAUGACCACCAAGAUCCGCCCAAUCGUCCUCACCGGACCCUCAGGCACUGGCAAAAGCACGCUGUUAAACCGAGCCAUGAAAGAGUACCCGGACGCGUUCGCCUUCACCGUGUCACGUAGGUGAUUUUUGAGGAAAAAUCGGAUUUUUUGAGGAAUCUUGGGGGAUUUUAUAUUGUUUUAGGUUAAUUUAGUCCAUUUAGAGGUGCGGUAAAGGCUGUAGGUGGUGAUUUGGAACGUUUUAGAAUGUAUGCAGUCUGCUAAAUCGUAUUUUACAAAUUUUAGCGACAUGUGUCACCAUGGCGCAACUGGUAGUGAGUAAAAUUUUUAGUCAAAAGGUCGCAGGUUCGAAUCCCACCUGAAACAAAAGUUAGAUUUUUGGGGUCAAAGGAGUUUCAAAAGAAGUAAAAAGACGAAUAAAACCAUUUUUUGUUGCAGACACCACCCGCAAGCCCCGAGAUGGCGAGCUCCACGGAGUGAAUUACUAUUUCGUGGAGCGCUCCGAAAUGGAAAAAAUGAUCGACAACGGCGAGUUCGUGGAGAAUGUGGAAUUCGGCGGCAACAGGUACGGCACCUCCAAAAUGGCCAUCGAAAAUGUCCAGAAAAGCGGGAAGAUUUGCAUAUUGGACCUGGAACUGAAUGGUGUGAGGUCGCUGAAGGAUCAUGAGAUGAAAUUCAAGUUUAUAUUGAUUCGAGCACCCAGUUAUGAAGUUUUGGUAAGUUUGAGGGAGUUUUUAUGGGUAUUGCAAGGGGGAUUGAUGGUGUUUUGGAAAAAAAGGACCUUGUUUUAGGUGUUUUUGGGGGAAAGAAGGUGAUUUUUGGCGGAAAUUUUAGUAAUUUGGGGGAGUUAUGGGGAUGAGAAUAAGUUUUAUGAGUUGGUAAUGAGUUUUAAAAGAGAUUGAAAGCAAAAUUUGGGUGAAAAAUUACCUUACAAUGAGGACUUGCUCCAGUGGCAAAAAACGUACCAUUUUGCAUCCGGGAAGCAUCAAAAUGUGGCAAAAUGCCUCUCUCUCCAAGUGAAAAAACUCCGUUUUGAAGGGCCUCACAAAAAGAGCCACCUUUGAAGUCGGAGUUUUUUCACUUGGACAGGGAAGCGUUUUGCCACAUUUUUUGAUACUUCCCGGAUGCAAAAUGGUACGUUUUUUGCCAGUGGAUCAGGUCCCCCACUGUAUUUUGCCUAAUAAAAUUGAUUCAGGAGAAACGCCUCCGAGAUCGAGGCACGGAGACCGAACAAUCGAUCCAAGACCGUCUAAGGCAUGCCCGCGAAGAUAAUGAAGCCGCCGAGAAGGAACCAGGCCUUUUCGACAAAAUCAUCGUCAACGAUCAGCUCGACCGAGCCUACGAGGAAUUCAUCAGUGCCAUAAAAGAAGAAUUAGAUCUCUACGAGGCCCUCAAAAAAGAAGCCGCGGCAGAAAAGCCCGCGGAGCCCUAG
This is a messenger RNA of Bursaphelenchus xylophilus (pine wood nematode), 3604 nucleotides long. The record is from the annotation of a GenBank genome assembly. Lineage: Eukaryota; Metazoa; Nematoda; Chromadorea; Rhabditida; Aphelenchoididae.